Molecule: messenger RNA, 4521 nt
Organism: Alosa alosa (allis shad)
Lineage: Eukaryota; Metazoa; Chordata; Actinopteri; Clupeiformes; Clupeidae
Gene: prkcaa
Product: protein kinase C, alpha, a
Exons: 19
Coding region: 199-2337 (712 amino acids)
Biological process (GO): protein phosphorylation
Molecular function (GO): zinc ion binding; diacylglycerol-dependent serine/threonine kinase activity; ATP binding
Source: RefSeq, a predicted model, not a curated record
GGAAAGCGUACAGUGAAAGCUGUCAUUAAGUAGUUGUAGCGACAGUACGGCAAACCCUCACUGAGUUCGGGCGCUACUGGUACACUCUAGCUGAGACUCCAACCGCCGGUUCAGCAAUUACGCAAGAAGCAGAAAUAUACCUAAACAGAUCAAAGCCCUCAAACUGGUCUGAGAGCAAUACUAGAAAUUCUUUAUGAUAUGGCAGAUGUGAUGCAAGCCAACGAGUCCGCUCAAGAGGACGUGGUCAAUCGAUUCGCUCGCAAAGGUGCGCUGAAGCAGAAGAACGUCCAUGAAGUGAAGAACCACAAAUUUAUCGCAAGAUUUUUCAAACAACCGACUUUCUGCAGCCACUGCACUGACUUCAUCUGGGGAUUUGGCAAGCAAGGAUUUCAGUGCCAAGUUUGCUGUUUCGUGGUUCACAAGCGCUGCCAUGAAUUUGUCACAUUCUGCUGCCCUGGAGCGGACAAGGGUCCGGACACAGAUGACCCGAGGAGCAAGCACAAGUUCAAAAUCCAUACCUAUGGAAGCCCCACGUUCUGUGACCACUGCGGGUCACUUCUCUACGGACUCCUCCACCAAGGGAUGAAGUGUGACACCUGUGACAUGAACGUCCAUAAGGUGUGUGUGAUGAACGUGCCCAGCCUGUGCGGGAUGGACCACACAGAGCGGCGUGGACGCAUCUUCCUGAAGGUGGAGGUCACCGGAGAGAAGCUGCAGGUGACCGUAACCGAGGGAAGGAACUUGAUUCCCAUGGACCCCAACGGCGCGUCCGACCCCUACGUGAAGCUCAAGCUCAUCCCCGACCCCAAGAACGAGACCAAGCAGAAGACCAAGACCAUCCGCGCCAACCUCAACCCCGUCUGGAACGAGUCCUUCACAUUCAAGCUAAAGCCCACUGAUAAGGACCGCAGGCUGUCGGUAGAGAUUUGGGACUGGGACCGCACCACUAGGAACGACUUCAUGGGGUCCCUGUCCUUUGGCGUGUCUGAGCUAAUGAAGGCACCCAUGUCUGGCUGGUACAAGCUGCUGAACCAGGAGGAGGGCGAGUACUACAACGUGCCCAUCUCUGAGGAGGACGACGGCAACGAUGAGCUGCGGCAGAAGUUUGAGGCUGCCAAAGUCAAAGAGGACAGUAAGAGUAAAAAGCAGCGUGCGAGGAUCAAUAUUGGGAAAUUUUUUCCAAGACUCAAAUCAAGGGCUCAUUCGGAGGAGGAGCAAAGCCAGCUUGGACCUGAGAAAGCCAAGCUUGGGCCCAAGAAGGUCAUUACACCCUCGGACGACAGUCAGUCCUGUCUGCCGUCCAACAACCUGGACAUGGUCAAACUCGACGACUUUAACUUCCUGGCCGUUCUGGGCAAAGGCAGUUUUGGAAAGGUGAUGUUGGCGGAGAUGAAGGAGACGGAUAUGUUGUACGCCAUCAAGAUCCUGAAGAAGGACGUGGUGAUCCAGGACGAUGAUGUGGAGUGCACCAUGGUGGAGAAGAGGGUGCUGGCCCAGCAGGACAAACCGCCCUUCCUCACCCAGCUGCACUCCUGCUUCCAGACUGUGGACCGUUUGUAUUUUGUGAUGGAAUAUGUCAACGGUGGGGACCUCAUGUACCAUAUCCAACAAGUGGGCAAGUUCAAGGAGCCCCAGGCUGUCUUCUAUGCAGCAGAGAUCGCUGUUGGGCUGUUUUUCCUGCACAAGAAAGGAGUCAUAUACAGGGACCUGAAGCUGGACAACGUGAUGCUGGACGCAGAGGGCCACAUCAAGAUCGCCGACUUUGGCAUGUGCAAGGAGAACAUGAUGGAGGGUGUGACCACCCGCACCUUCUGUGGCACCCCCGAUUACAUCGCCCCAGAGAUCAUUGCUUAUCAGCCGUAUGGGCGCUCAGUGGACUGGUGGGCCUACGGAGUCCUGCUCUACGAGAUGCUUGCAGGACAGCCCCCCUUUGAUGGUGAGGAUGAGGAUGAGCUCUUCCAGUCCAUUAUGGAGCACAACGUCUCCUACCCCAAGUCCCUGUCCAAAGAGGCCGUGUCCGUCUGCAAAGGGCUGAUGACCAAGCACCCGUCCAAGCGGCUGGGCUGUGGGUCGGAGGGCGAGCGUGACAUCAGAGAGCACGCCUUCUUCCGCCGCAUCGACUGGGACCGCCUAGAGUGCCGCGACAUCCAGCCGCCCUUCAAGCCCAAAGUGUGUGGCAAAGCGGCUGAAAACUUUGACAAGUUCUUCACACGCACACAGCCCCAGCUGACACCCCCAGACGAGCUGGUCAUCGCCAACAUCGACCAGGCCGAAUUCAACGGCUUCAGCUUCAUCAACCCCCAGUUUGUCGCCCCCAGCGCAGGGCCAGUGGUUUAGACCCCCUAUUGCACUCCCCCACCCCCAUGCCUUUAGCCCUUCCCAACCAAUUAACCCUCACAAAACUAGAAGCCAAAACUUUUUUUUUUUUGAAAAUUUUGUGAAAUUUGGGACAUUUUUAUUUUCUAAAGCAACCCCUCUGCUUUUGUUUUUUUUAGGCCAGUUGUAAUAGUAGUACAGUUUUCUUUUCUUUUUUCAAUCAUGAGAGUCCACGGUUCGCGCUGGACGGUCAGUACACGUGCAUCGAUAAUCCAAAUCCUUGGUGUGGCACACACACUCAGCAAUUACAGACGUGCAUAUCACUUAGCGACCUGCAGUUCCAUACCUCCUCGCCUGCCAAAUACCACGGCUGCCAUAUCAUGAUAUGGGAGCUGCUGAAACCCAUGACCGUGCUUCCUGAUGUCUUGUGCUCCUAGGUCUACACACAUUCAGCAGUCCUGCCGUAUUGCACAGGCAGUCACCACGUGGUAAAGGCAAUAGGGACCUGCUGGAACCCUACAGUUCAUUGCUCUCGAAUGUUGACUUUAGUUUGAUCUGAUGUACUUGAUUGGUUUACUGUUAGUUGGUUGUCAUUGUGUUUUUUUUUACCCCCGUGUUUAGGCCUAGGUCCUGUUUUAGCUUUGGCAUCCCAGACCAGGCCUUUCUAACGAUAUGCUAGAGUGGACAGCGUACAUAGACACUAGCAACCAAGGGAGAGGAAAUCAUGGUAUAUGACUUCAGUAAAGUGGAGUAAUGUGAACACCAUUAUGGGACUGUAUGUGUUGCCAUUUGCAGCAGAAACACAUCAGUAUAUUCAGAAACGUGACUUAAUUAUUCAUGCCAUGUAGCUGUAACACAACCGACUGAUUUGGACAGUUGACUCCUCACUAAACUGUUCCCUCACUUGCACACGGCCAGUUUAUGUAUCAGUCAGCCAGUACAGGUCAAAGUUCAUCGUAGCUCUCAUCUUGUAGAAGCAUGUUAAGAUGCCUUGCUGCCACAUCACAUGCAUACACACAUACACCUAAAGGCAUUUAGUAACAAAAUGGGUCGACAGAAACUGCAGGUUGUUUUCAAAUAGAUUACAUUAACCACUUCAAUGAUAAACAAGGACACUGUACACGGUUAAUAUUGUAGACUUUUGUCUUAGCAAAACUUCCUACCUUGGAGUUGGCCAUACAGUGAAGGAGCAUCUAUUAGACAAUUGAAGAUCUUCCAUCUUUAUCUAUGAGACAAAGAAGUGAAGGUUGUUAAAGAAAUGAAGUUAUUCGAAUAAUGAAGUUUUUUGCUACCUAGCGUAUCUUGAAUUUUCGGUACAAAAUGAAACAUCUUGCCAACAGCGCAACCAAGUAUUACAUUAUUUUAUGAAAUUAUGUGGAAAUCUUUUACUUUCUCUCUGUUUCACGUUUUGAUUUUAGAUUUACAUGCAUAGAUCUGCUCUAAUGUGAUGUCUUGCUUUUUUCCAGUAGGAAUAAUUAAUAUCACUGUAAUAUUAACAGUGGAUUAACUAUUUUGUAAAUAUUAAUGAAUUAUUUAAUAGGAAGUAUAACAACAUGCAGUUUUUAUACCAACCAACUGAAUGUGCUUUUAUUACAUUAGAUAGGUGAGGAUAUUUAUAUGUACGAUAACCCAUAAGAAAUCAACUUUCUAACUGGUGGGAAACCAUCUUUAAUAGGUUUUCAGAAUCAGCCAAUGUCUACACGUAUCUAGAUUUGAACGGAUUUAUCAGAAAACUCACGUUUUUUCAUAUUGUUUUGUUUGUGUGGGGGGAGAAAAAGAGUCAUAUCUGCGGACAAUUGGCUGCAGAGUUUGAGCUAGUCUAAACACCUCAGUCUGGCUACGAUUGUGUGUGUGUGUAUGUGUGUGUGUGUGUGAGAGAGUGAGUGUAUGCAUGCGUGUGUGUGUGUGUGUGUGUUUAUGUAAGUCUUUGGCUUUCCCUUGACUGCAUGUGGCGAUCGUUGAAUAACAAUGCACGCGGAAACCACUCUGACUCUGCAUGCCUCUCAGUAUAGUGCCCGGGUGUCAGCGUUUGCAGCAUGGUCUAAGUGUCCCAAAAGAAACAAUAAAGAUUACUACGGGAGGCUCACAUCACCACUUAACUCAAAGGUGAUGGUGACUGGCUCUUCAUCUUAAUAGAUGUUAUUGAUGUGCGUGGUAUGUGUAUGUAUGUCUGUGUGUGUAUAUAUAUAUAUAUAUAUAUAUAUA